Molecule: messenger RNA, 1296 nt
Organism: Kazachstania africana CBS 2517
Lineage: Eukaryota; Fungi; Ascomycota; Saccharomycetes; Saccharomycetales; Saccharomycetaceae
Gene: GAL80
Product: transcription regulator GAL80
Exons: 1
Coding region: 1-1296 (431 amino acids)
Molecular function (GO): nucleotide binding
Source: RefSeq, a predicted model, not a curated record
AUGGAUUACUAUAGAAGAUCUUCCGUAUCGACCGUUCCGGAUGCAGAACCCAUAAAGGUCGGAUUCAUAGGCUUAUCCUAUAAUAAAGGUUGGGCAGUAAAGACGCAUUAUCCCGCGAUCUUACAGCUAUCGUCUCAAUUCGAAAUAACUGCAUUAUACAGUCCACAAAUUGAAAAUGCUAUCAGUACCAUACAGAAGUUGAAGUUAACAAGCGCUACUGCCUUCCCAACCAUCGAAUCAUUUGCAUCUUCCUCUAAUGUCGAUAUGAUCGUCAUUGCAAUCCAAUCUUCUAAUAAUUACUCCACUAUAAUGCCUCUAAUAGAGUAUUCACAUAAGAAUCCAAAUUUAAAGUAUCUUUUUCUUGAAUGGCCCAUGGCAGCAACGUUGGAUCAAGCGGAAGAAAUUUACAAAGUUGCAUCAUUGAGAGGACUGCAAACAAUCAUUUCAUUACAAGGUCGUAAAUCACCUUAUGUACGAAGAGCUAAAGAGCUAAUUAGCCAAGGGUAUCUAGGUGACAUAAAUUCAAUUGAAAUAAUGGGCAAUGCCGGCUGGUAUGGGUAUGAAAGAAUGGUUAAAUCUCCGAGUUACAUAUUCGAAAUGGGUAAUGGCUCUGACAUGAUAAGCACAACAUUCGGUCAUACUAUCGAUAUCCUACAAUAUAUGACAGGUUCUUACUUCCAUAGAAUCAAUAGCAUGAUUUUUAACAAUAUACCGUUACAAGAGUUGGUUGAUGAACAUGGAAAUAGUUUGAACGAAAAAGUAAAGAAGGCAGUCCCUGACCAUUUAUUAUUUCAAGGAACACUUAUAAAUGGUAAUGUGCCGGUUUCAUGUAGUAUAAAGGGCGGUAGGCCUGUUAAGAAGUUUACGAAAAACUUAGUGAUUGAUAUACAUGGAACUAAAGGUGAUAUCAAGUUGGAGGGAGAUGCAGGCUUUGCGGAAAUUUCUAAUCUAGUUCUUUACUAUAGUGGUACAAGUUCAAACGAUAUAUCACUUAAUAAUGAUUCAUCAGCGACUACAGGCUAUGACGCAGGUAAGGAGAUUACUGAAGUCUACCAUCUGAGAAAUUAUAAUGCAGUUUUAGGAAACAUUUUCCGGCUCUAUCAAUCAAUUGCAGAUUUCCACUAUAACACAAAGCAUCUUUCAAAUUCACCUUCAAAAUUCAUAAUGCAAGGAUUCGAGUUUGAAGGGUUCCCUACAUUUAUGGAUGGACUUAUUCUAGAAAGGCUAAUUCAUACAGUCUAUCAAAGUCAUUUUUCAAGUUCUGUUAUAAACGUCAGUCAAAUGUCACAAUAUUGA